Erythranthe guttata (spotted monkey flower) is the source of this 2748-nucleotide messenger RNA. RefSeq names its product exocyst complex component SEC6. Gene Ontology annotation, biological process: exocyst localization; exocytosis. NCBI's taxonomy places the organism in Eukaryota, Viridiplantae, Streptophyta, Magnoliopsida, Lamiales, Phrymaceae. Gene Ontology annotation, molecular function: SNARE binding. Gene Ontology annotation, cellular component: exocyst. The record is from RefSeq and is a predicted model, not a curated record.
UGCUCAAUGGAAUCCAAUUUUCCUAUACUAAAAAUAGGGGAAAAAUUGACAAUUAUUAAAUCAAAUGAUCUGCAUCAAAUAUGAGAAACCAUGCAUACUACAACAGAUUUGAAUCCUCCCCAAAUUCGUUCAUGAUUAUACCUAUUUUGAAGAAGAAUUUCGCUUUGCCCAACACUCUGAUCACUUCACGGAGGAGCGAAAGAAGAUGACGGCUGAGAAUCUAGGGGUGGAGGCGAAGGAGGCGGCGGUCAGAGAGGUGGCGAAGCUUCUGCCGCUGCCGGAGCUUUUACUCUGCAUCUCUUCAAUCAAAUCUGACUACAUUGCCCGCCAACAGGCGAACGAUGCACAACUCAGUACGAUGGUUGCUGAACAGGUUGAGCAGGCACAAGCCGGCCUUGAAUCGGUUUCCUUGUCCCAAAAGACAAUAAAUAAUCUGAGAGAUAAUUUCAUUGAGAUUGAUAAGUUGUGCCAAGAAUGCCAAACAUUGAUCGAAAAUCACGAUCAAGUAAAGCUCCUCAGUAAUGCGAGGAAUAACUUAAAUAUGACUCUUAAGGAUGUGGGAGGCAUAAUGUCUAUCUCCGUUGAGGCUGCUGAGGCGCACGAUUCUUUGAGUGAUGACAGGGAACUGGUUAACACCUAUGAGAGGUUAACUGCUCUUGAUGGGAAACGGAGGUUUGCAUUAGCUGCUGCGUCAACGCAUGAAGAAGAGGUUGAUAGGCUGAGGGAAUACUUUGAAGAUAUAGAUCACACGUGGGAGACAUUUGAAAAGACAUUAUGGGGUCAUAUUUCCAACUUCUUAAAACUUGCUAAAGAAAGCCCACAAACAUUAGUUCGUGCACUAAGGGUUGUCGAAAUGCAAGAAAUCUUGGAUCAACAACUUGCUAUGGAAGCAGCUGAGGCUGAAGGAGGUGCUGCAGUGGACCCUACAGAUAAUCCUCGUGCCAAGAAAUCUACAACUGCAAUGUCGUCUUUUAAAAAUCUUACACAACAGAAGUUGAAGGCUCAAGGUAAAGGAUAUAAGGAUAAAUGUUACGAGGCAAUAACGAAGUCUGUUGAAUCACGUUUCAACCAACUGCUCACUGAGCUUGUAUUUGAGGACCUAAAAGGAGCUGUAGAGGAGGCUAAAAAGAUUGGUGAAGAGCUUGGAGAUACGUAUGACUUUGUUGCUCCUUGUUUCCCUCCUAGAUAUGAAAUAUUCCAGCUCAUGGUGAAUCUUUACACUGAGAGGUUUAUUCAGUGGUUGAGACUAAUCAGUGACAAAGCCAAUGAUCUAACUAAUAUAGAGAUAUUAAAGGUAACCGGUUGGGUAGUUGAAUACCAAAACAAUCUAAUAGGACUCGGUGUUGACGAGUCUUUAGCUCAAGUUUGUUCCGAGAGCGGUUCAAUGGAUCCCCUUAUGAAUGCUUAUAUCGAACGAAUGCAAGCCACAACAAGGAAAUGGUACUUGAAUAUACUUGAGGCUGAUAAAGUACAGCCACCAAAGGUAAGAGGCGAUGGAAAGCUAUACACUCCAGCUGCUGUCGAUUUGUUUCGCAUCCUUGCAGAGCAAGUCCAAAUUGUACAAGAAAAUAGCACUGAUGUCAUGCUAUACAGAAUCUCUUUGGCGAUUAUUCAGGUAAUGAUAGAUUUUCAAGCAGCGGAAAGGCAGAAAUUGGAAGAACCUGAAGGUGAACUAGAAGCUUUAUGCGCAAUGAUCAAUAACAAUCUCAACUGCUACGAUCUUGCCAUGGAGCUAAGUUCUAACACUCUUGAAGCUCUCCCACAAUAUUAUGCUGAGCAGGUUAAUUUUGAGGAAACUUGCAAGGGUUUUCUAGAUGUUGCGAAGGAAGCUGUUCAUCGAACUGUUAGCUUCAUUUUCGAAGAUCAAGGAAUUCAGGAUGUACUUGCAAGUUUGUAUCAGAAAGGUUGGUUGGAAGGACAAGUCAUUGAAUUUCUAGUUGAAACAAUUGAUGAUUACUUUAAAGAUGUCACAACGUUCAUCGAAGAAAGAUCAUUUAUGCGAUUGGUUGAGCUCUGCCUGGAAGAAACCGUUGUUGUCUACGUUGACCAUUUGCUUGUCCAGAAAAGUUAUAUUAAAGAAGAGACGAUUGAGAAAAUAAAGCUAGAUGAAGAUGUUCUUUCGGAGUUUUUCAAGAAGUACAUAAGUGCUCCUAAAGUUGAAAAAAGACUAAAGAUAAUUUGUGACAUGAGAGAACUUGCUUCGUCAGAGAGUCCAGAUUCUUUCACACUUGCAUAUACAAAUAUACUUGAACAUCAACCAGACUGUCCUCCAGAGGUGGUUGAGAAACUUGUUGCCUUACGAGAAGGCAUACCUCGGAAAGAUGCUAAAGAGGUUAUUCAGGAGUGCAAAGAAAUAUACGAGAACUCUCUUGUUGAUGGCAAGCCUCCAAAGACCGGUUUUGUUUUCGCGAAAGUGAAGUGCCUAUCUGCUUCCAAAGGCGGCCUAUGGCGAAAACUCACCUAGUCCAAAACUCACCAUCAAAUGUUGUUUCAUUUGCCACGAAAAGCUACACUAGUAUCUUUUUUUUUUUUUUUGGUCACUAAGCAUAUAUGAAUGUGAUAAUUCGAUUUACUAUAUUUUUAUCGCUAUUAUAAAUUGAGUUUUUCGUAGACUUUUUAUGAAACGGAUGUUUAUUGUUAAAGAGGAAACUAACUCCGUUGUAUUUUCAACUUGUUAUGGUUUAAUCAGUUGUAUUUUUGUUAGUACUGAAAGUUUCACAAGAUAAGGAAGUCUUGGUUCAUGUGUUA